CCAUUUUCAGUUAAACCUUCCAUUUCCUCUUACUCACUCAGAAUUCCCCAACACAAACUAAGAUGGGAAUUCCAAGUGUUCUAAUUUUGGUUGCAUUAUCAUCAAUUAUCCUACACAAUGCUAGUGUUGUCUCUGCUUCUUGCUCUAAUAGGCAAUGCAAGUUGUUGGAAAGUUGCUCUAGAAAUUCAGAUUGUGCUGCUGGUUUGUACUGUUCCAAGUGUCAAUAUCCAAGACCAAGAUUCAGUGGAUCAAAAUGUGUUAGAUCAACUGUUACUAAUCAGUUCAAACUUGUGAAUAAUUCUCUUCCUUUCAACAAAUAUGCAUUUUUGACAACUCAUAACUCCUUCGCUAUCGAAGGAGAGGCACACAACACCAAAGCUCCUAGAGUAACCUUCAGAAAUCAAGAAGAUAGCAUCACAGAACAGCUACAUAAUGGUGUUCGAGCAUUGAUGCUGGAUACGUAUGACUACAGAGGAGAUGUUUGGUUGUGUCAUUCUUUUAAAGGCAAAUGCCACUCCUACACUGCAUUUGAACGUGCCAUCGAUACAUUUAAGGAGAUAGAAGCAUUCAUGGCAUCAAAUCCAUCAGAAAUUAUAACACUAAUCUUAGAAGAUUAUGUGAAGACUCCAAAGGGUUUGACAAAUCUUUUCAAGGCAUCAGGCUUGAUGAAGUACUGGUUCCCUGUAUCAAGCAUGCCUAAAAAUGGCGAAAACUGGCCCUUGGUUAAGCAUAUGAUUGCUAAGAAUCAACGGCUUGUUGUAUUCACAUCUGAUAGGACUAAGCAGCAAAGUGAGGGAAUUGCUUACCAGUGGAAGUACAUGGUUGAAAAUCAAUAUGGAAGUAAAGGAAUGGAACCAGGAAGUUGUCCUAAGCGUAAUGAGUCAUCUCCGAUGAAUGAUCGCACCAAAUCAUUGGUAUUAGUGAAUCAUUUUAAGACGGUUCCUGUGAAGCUAACAGCAUGCGAACACAACUCAAGAGAACUGAUUGAGAUGCUAAAAACUUGUUAUGCUGCUGCUGGUAACCGCUGGGCUAACUUUGUUGCUGUUGAUUUUUACAAGAGGAGUGCUGGAGGAGGGGCAUUUGAAGCAGUCGAUACCCUGAAUGGAGAGCUGCUCUGUGGUUCCAAUGACAUUCAUGCAUGCAUGAGGAAAUAGUGAAGGUGAACAUGGCCACGUAAAGUAUCUGAUGCUUGCUUUCAUUCAAUUGAGAUGAUUAGAGACAUGCUUUGGAUCCUUAAUUGAUCCUGUGAGGGUUUUUCUAGGCUUUGAUGCCAACUGCUAACUUAAGUUUUAGUAUGUGUUUUGACAAGGUAUCUACUGUGUAACCGUUACUCGACUGGCAAAAAGGCCUUUUCCUCCACACAGGAAUUUGUAUUUUUUGUGAUAUAUUUUUGAACCAAAGACAUAACAAGUAAUUUACACUCUGCAAGAUCUGCAGACUUCCACAAA
This is a messenger RNA of Beta vulgaris subsp. vulgaris (sugar beet), 1448 nucleotides long. RefSeq names its product PI-PLC X domain-containing protein At5g67130. The coding region runs from base 63 to 1154 and encodes 363 amino acids. The record is from RefSeq and is a predicted model, not a curated record. The transcript has 8 exons. Lineage: Eukaryota; Viridiplantae; Streptophyta; Magnoliopsida; Caryophyllales; Amaranthaceae. Gene Ontology annotation, biological process: lipid metabolic process. Gene Ontology annotation, molecular function: phosphoric diester hydrolase activity.